Molecule: messenger RNA, 525 nt
Organism: Fusarium oxysporum Fo47
Lineage: Eukaryota; Fungi; Ascomycota; Sordariomycetes; Hypocreales; Nectriaceae
Exons: 2
Coding region: 1-525 (174 amino acids)
Source: RefSeq, a predicted model, not a curated record
AUGUCACAUCUUCAAUAUUUACUACUGAGAUCCCAGGUCACGGACCUUCACCGGGACGCCAGCAUGGCAACAGUUAUUCCAGAGCUUCGUACUGCUCUCAUACUUGUGCAAGCGUCGUUGAUAUUGAGCAAAGAAGCUUCUGAACGCUGCUGGAGCACGCAUUUCCAGACAGUUCCGCAUCAAGGGAAGGGGAAAGGUCUCACCGCCAUAGGCCAGGGAUACAGCAUAACGCCCCUUGGACUCUUCGGGGAGGAGAUUGUAGAGGUUGUCAUUCUGCAGGCUGGGCAGCAGAUCUUGGUUUUGGUCUGGAGGCAAUAUCGAACAUUCUUCCUAAAGCAAGAAGCCCCAACGAUAUGCCCACGGGGGGAGGAUCAAUCCCCGGAGGGUUUCUCCCUUGCCGUUCUGGAGCUUGUGGUCAAAUGGGAGGACGGUGACAUCCUCCCGACAGAUGCCACAUUCUGGGGCAAGACCCCUGAAUUUGACAUUAUUUCUCUCGAUAUCAGAGGCGAGCUGAGGCCAGAAUGA